GUCAUUCCCAUACCAACUUUCUGGUUUUCUCCCAUUCCUUCCUUGGUCUCUGGUUCAGGAUCAAUCCCGACGUCAUGUCGCCGUCUCGCCGAAAGGCGAACGGUUCUCGCUGCUCAUGUAUCGGUGGUGAAAUCGAUGGAAUCUCCGGCGGCGAAUCGUUUGACCUUACAUGCACGCAUUGCAACGGUUCCGAUUCGAUUAAAUCCUCUUGGUUUCUGUCUUCUUUAUCUGAAACGAAACUGGAUGACUCGGAGAAGCUGCGUCGAAUCAUCGUCGCUUCCCUCAAAGGAUUCUCCAUAGGUACGGGGAUUAAAGGUGGAUUAGCUCUUUUCUCUAUCAUUGUUCGUUUCGCUCGCCGUAGAUCUUCUUCUAAAUCGAGGAGAACCGGUGAUUUCUCGAAUAGUGAAGCUAUUUCCAUGGGGAUUAAGGAGACACUAAGAUACGGACUGUUCUUGGGAACUUUUGCUGGUACUUUUGUCUCCGUAGACGAAGCUAUUUGUUCUCUUGUAGGACACCAAAGACCUGCAAAGUGGAGGGCUCUGUUUGCUGGUUUAGUUGCUGGGCCAUCGAUGCUUCUCACUGGACCAAACACAACACACACGAGUUUGGCUGUUUACAUCCUGAUGCGUGCGGCGGUUCUUGCGUCCCGGUGCGGCAUUAAAAGCAAACGGUUUGGUUCCAUUUGCAAGCCGCUUACUUGGGAACAUGGGGACUUGUUUCUCAUGUGUCUCUCAUCUUCUCAGAUUUUGUCUGCUUACAUUUUAAAGCAAGAAAGUCUUCCUUCAUCCUAUAAGUCCUUCCUUAACAAACAUAGUGGGAAGGAUCUUUCUAUCUUACAAGGCAUCAAAGAUCUUGCAAGCGCCAAACCAUUCACCAAUUUAAGGGCAAUUGAGAAACAUUACAAGUCUGUUGGAGUUGAUAUCAAACUUGAUCCCAACAUGAAAAUCCCAUGUUCGAUGAUACAUGGAGGUGAAUCAUGUACUAAGCACGGUUUUACAUUUUUCCUUCAAGCUUACAUGAGGGCGCUACCUGUCUACGUCCCUGUCUACUUGAUUCCAGCGCUGAUAGUCCAUCGCCAAGACCUACUAAAAAAGCAAUACUCUAUACUUGGCAAGGGUCUUUUUGGCACAGCGAGAUCUAGUUUGUUUCUCUCCACUUACUGCACUUCUGCCUGGGUUUGGACUUGCCUACUUUUCCGGACACUUGAUACAUGCAACAUACCACUCGUGGCCAUAGCAACGUUCCCAACAGGACUGGCCUUGGCAAUUGAAAAGAAAAGCAGAAGGAUAGAGAUAUCACUAUACUGCUUAGCGAGGGCAAUAGAGAGCUUCUUCACUUCCAUGACGGAGGCAGGAUACAUUCGACCGCCCAAGAUUCUUAGAAGAGCAGAUGUAGUCGUGUUCAGCGUUUCGACAGCUAUUAUAAUGCACUGCUACGCGCAGGAGAGGGAGGUAUUUCGAUCAAAAUAUUUGAACGUCCUAGAUUGGGUUUUCGGUGUUCCUCCUCCACCUCCUCCUCCUCUUUCUUCUGAAGAAACCUAGAGACAUAUUCACUUCCCACAUAUAUCGACGUCAGAAGGCAAAACAUAAGUUACUUGGAUUUCACGUUUAACCAAAAGAUCUUUGUUGUGAUGGCACAAUCUUCAUUAAUAGUGACCUCUGUAGGAAUUUUGUUUCGGGUUUUGGGAUAUCAGAAUGAAGAUUUUUUAUUUUUUUUUGAAUCCAUAUGCAGAUGUGCCAAAUUUUGUAGUUGAAUGCCGGUGAUGCUAAGUAAAACAUUUGUCAAA
Brassica oleracea var. oleracea is the source of this 1786-nucleotide messenger RNA. RefSeq lists its product as uncharacterized. Bases 75 to 1541 code for a protein of 488 amino acids. NCBI's taxonomy places the organism in Eukaryota, Viridiplantae, Streptophyta, Magnoliopsida, Brassicales, Brassicaceae. The transcript is spliced from 8 exons. The record is from RefSeq and is a predicted model, not a curated record.